UUUUUCUUAAACUUGCAGUGUUUGUGGUCGUGAAAAUGACUCUUUCUAUUUUCAGAGAGGGAGAGGCAUUGCAGAUAUGGAGGGUUCCCUUUCCGAAAGUAGAAAUAAUUUUUGGGUGAGAUUGACUUCCUUUGAUAUCUAGCUUCUUUUGCACAGAUCCAAUGGUUGGUUCAAACUUGCUCUUGAAAAUAGUUCUUGUGAAGAACAGAAAGGACUUGCAGAGCAGAGUUUUGAAUAUUAUGUGAAAGCAGAGAAAAACCCAGGAUAGUUAGAAGAUUAGAAGAAGAUGCCAACAGUUUGGUUUUCGCUGAAGAGAUCCCUCCAUUGUAAAUCAGAGCCUUCGGAUGUUCAUGAUCCAAAAGCUAGUGGUCAUUUGCGCACCAUAUUGACAAAAAAAGCUGGUAGGUCUGGCUGUUCAAGGUCCAUUGCGAAUCUAAAAGAUGUUAUCCAUGGGAGUAAGAGACACUUAGAAAAGCCUCCAAGUUGCAGCCCAAGAUCUAUUGGGAGUAGUGAAUUCCUCAACCCAAUAACCCAUGAAGUGAUUCUCAGCAAUUCAAGGUGUGAGCUCAAGAUCACCGGCUUUGGAGGUUUACAUGAAGGCGGCGGCGGCAGUGGUGCUACUGCUGGUGGUGGCGGCGGCGGCAGUGGCUCAACCUUUGUUGGUACCCUUAGACCUGGGACACCUGGUCCAGCAGGGCACCUUAACAUGCACCCUUACAACCCUUCGUUUAGUUGCUCAGCAACCCCUCCAAGGAAGUCUCCAGGUUCUUUCUGUAAUAGAGAAUGCUCUGCAUUUGGGGGUUCUGCUUUUUCUGGUGGAAUUAGUGAUGGUGGCGUCUUUCCUAGGGCUUCUCAUGAGGUUGAUUCUCAUGGCUCCUCUACUGUGACUUGUCAUAGAUGUGGGGAGCAGUUCGGGAAGUGGGAAUCCUUAGAAUCUCAUCAUCUGUCCAAGCAUGCUGUUACUGAACUUGUUGAAGGAGAUUCGUCUAGAAAGAUCGUGGAGAUCAUUUGCCGGGCAAGCUUGUUAAAGUCUGAGAACAACUGUGGGAGGAUUGAGAGGGUUUUGAAGGUCCAUAACAUGCAGAAGACCCUAGCUCGGUUUGAAGAAUACAGGGAGAUGGUGAAAGUCAAAGCCAGCAAACUCCCCAAGAAGCACCCACGUUGCCUGGCUGAUGGGAAUGAGCUUUUGAGAUUCUACGGCACAACUGUAGCAUGCUCUCUGGGAAUGAAUGGCUCUUCCAAUCUUUGUGUUUCCGAGAAAUGCAGCGUUUGUUGGAUUAUAAGACAUGGGUUCUCCACAAAGAAAGAGCUGAAGGGAGGCAUUGGUGUUUUCACAACUUCAACAAGUGGAAGAGCCUUUGAGUGUAUUGAACUCUAUGAAGAACAUCCCUCCUCUGUGAGGAAGGCUUUAAUAGUCUGCAGAGUGAUUGCAGGAAGGGUGCAUAAGCCUUUGGAGAACAUCCAAGAAAUAGCAGGCCAAACAGGGUUUGACUCAUUGGCCGGGAAAGUGGGUCUUUAUUCAAAUAUCGAGGAGCUCUAUUUACUCAACCCUAGAGCUCUCCUCCCUUGCUUUGUCGUAAUCUGCAAAUCCUGAAAGGAAAACAAAAUUUGUGACAAGUCAUAGUUUUUGUAGUCAUAUUUCUUCAUUACUACCCUGUUUCAUGUUUUGAUCUUUCUGGUGCUUCAAUUAUCUGUACAGUCCUUUUCUAAUGCCUCCUUUCAAAGAUGUUGAUUCUUCCUUACCACCUUAAUUUCAUGACUAUUUGUCAAUAGAUAAA
This is a messenger RNA of Telopea speciosissima, 1778 nucleotides long. RefSeq lists its product as uncharacterized. Bases 287 to 1594 code for a protein of 435 amino acids. The record is from RefSeq and is a predicted model, not a curated record. The transcript has 2 exons. Lineage: Eukaryota; Viridiplantae; Streptophyta; Magnoliopsida; Proteales; Proteaceae.